AUGCUGAACUUAAAACAGCCUUCAACUUUAGUAACGUGUGCCUCCGAUUGCCUUAUCGAAUUAGUGCUGUUUUGGAAUUCGCAUCAACUUGAUAUCCAAUCCUUCACAAUUUUACGAGAAUACCUUUUAUAUAUUCCUAACAACCUGUUCGACCAGUGGGCAGAGAAGCUAAUGUUAAGGCUAGGUAGAUUGCAACGUAAUUCAGACGCCCAUUUUCUUAUUUUUAGUUCUGCCUUAACGCGAAUUGAUAUUGAUCAUUUCCCCACCCUGCCUGUUAAUGUGAAUAGACUUUGUGAUGGCUUUAGAUUUACCACAAAUCUAAGGUACUUGUGCUGUUGCUAUGCACCUUUCUUCUGGUCUCCAUCAGAUUUAUUGAUGCUUCAAAAAUCAGUAGGUCAUUUCACAAAUCUUCAAAGGUUGGUCAUAUGUAAUAUAGAUCUUAUGGAGAGCCCUUCAUUUCUGGAGACUGUUGGGAAGCAACUCAACAGCCUAAAAGAACUUGACAUCAGUUAUGGGAAAAUACCAGCAGACAGUUACAAAAAAAUAGGUGAAAACUUUUUACAUCUUGAAGUCCUAAGGAUAAAACAACAUUCAGAAGAAUUUCGUACCAUCACCCGUAAACAUGCAAUACAACUUCUUGUUUGCUUAUUGAAGCUCAAGAUUUUGGAUGAUGAUUCAACUGCAUGGAGCUGUGUUCUACCAGCCUUAACACAACUCAGCAAAGAAAUGUACUCUCAUUUAUAUGCUUCCAUAGAGCAUCUUACCAUCUACCAAUGCUCAGAAUAUGCUCCUAAUCUUAAAAAGUUGGAAAUACUGAACCAAGUAAUUUUGGAUGUAUCAACAAAUAAUCAACACAUCGCUGCAGAUGAUGAUGGCCGUUUAUUAGCCCGGCCAUAUUUUCGUCAUCUUACACAUCUCUCUUUCACUGGAGCCUGGACGGAAAAUAUUGUCUGCGUUCUAUUGAAUAAUUGUGUUUCCCUGCAAGACCUCAUUCUAAAACCAAAUGUUUUACCGGUGACAUUCCUCAAGCAUAAUCCUCUUUCAUAUUUGCAGCGACUCAUUCUUGAUAGGUCCCAUUUGGUUUGGAACGAAUGUGAUCUAGAGUUGAAUUUUCUUCGAUGUGUCCUUAAAUCAGCAUCAAGCUCCCUUAGAGAACUUGGCCUUAAAUCUAGGCCUCCCAUGGAAUGGGAAGGUCUUCUUCAGCAGUUAAAAAUGGAAAAUUGUGAUUUUCAAAUAUUGCGACCUAUAGUUUAAAAUGCGUGCCUCAAAUUCCAAAGAUUCAUUUAUUCCAAACAAUAAGUAAAAAUUGCCACAGUUACUAUAGUAACCCAUUUUCGAUCGUGUCUUAACACACAAUUAUUAGUUAAACAGAAAAGUUUCAAAAAUGCUGAAUUUUUCACAUUCCGGUGACUUUAAGUUUCCGUUGUUCUUUUGCCUUAUUUUUUAUAUAGCCCGUUGUCACUGCAUCAAAGAGAAACAUAAUGCUUUGCAUAAUAAACGAUUAUUAUUCAUUUAUCUAUUUCUCAUUUCGUUCUUAUCUUAAGCUUAGCUGUAUAUAACAAAUUAUUUAUUUCAGACCAAACGACGUGUAUUGUAGCCGAUGUACAUACAAUAGAAAUCAAGUCGAUUGAGACUCAUGACAAAUAAGGAAAUAACCAAUUCGAGACCGAUAGGAAAACAUUCCUUAAGAAAACACAAGAUCGCAUGAGGUUUGGAGUAUAAAGGUAAAAUCGGCGGUAAGAGAGAAUACAAGGAACCUAUCAGGAAUUGGCAUGUCCCACUUCCUCGGAACAAAGGCUGUAAAAAUGGGAAACCGUGACGAAUACAGAGAAAAAAAAACGUAUAGAAUACUUCGCCGUCUCGAUUUCCGUUCGGUCUACACGUGCACACUACAUAACUGCCGCCAUUUAGAAGGUGAGUAGAUGCUGAUCAUAAUUUCCGCGCGAUUGACAAAUAU
Molecule: messenger RNA, 1957 nt
Organism: Daphnia magna
Lineage: Eukaryota; Metazoa; Arthropoda; Branchiopoda; Diplostraca; Daphniidae
Exons: 3
Coding region: 1-1254 (417 amino acids)
Source: RefSeq, a predicted model, not a curated record